Lucilia cuprina (Australian sheep blowfly) is the source of this 1504-nucleotide messenger RNA. It is a transcript of the gene Ccz1, whose product is annotated as vacuolar fusion protein CCZ1 homolog. The coding region runs from base 92 to 1486 and encodes 464 amino acids. The transcript is spliced from 5 exons. Gene Ontology annotation, cellular component: Mon1-Ccz1 complex; intracellular membrane-bounded organelle. Gene Ontology annotation, biological process: vesicle-mediated transport. The record is from RefSeq and is a predicted model, not a curated record. NCBI's taxonomy places the organism in Eukaryota, Metazoa, Arthropoda, Insecta, Diptera, Calliphoridae.
GUAAUAGCAGAAAAAAUAAUUAUUAGAGAAAAUAAUACAUGUAAACUAAUAAAUUUCAUAAAAAUUUGAUUAAUAUUUAUUAUUAGUAAAAAUGCAUAAUCAGUCCCGUAAAGUUGAGGUAACAAUAAGAAGUUUUUACAUAUUUAAUACGACUUAUGGUCAAAAGGAGGGACAGGAAAAGGAAAAAAUCUUGUAUUAUUAUCCAAAGGAAAUUGAUAUAAAUGCUAAAAUACGUGAUGUAGGUUUGAGUCAAGCCUUUACAGCAUUUACAGAUUCAUUUACUGAAAAACCUGGUGAAUGUGAAGUUAUUCAUACCGAGAAGACUACCCAGUUGUUAUAUCAGCCAGAGCCAAACUUUUGGCUGGUUUUAGUUUUAAAUGUUCCCAAGGAAAUACAUUCGAAAGAUGGUGUAGAGUAUCCUGAAUAUCAUAAAUAUGAACUACAUGAUGCUCUCUACAGACGCCUGCUAAUACAAAGCUAUAAUCGCUUUUGCUUAGAAGACGGCACAUUCCAAAUGAUUUUAGAUCAAUUUUUGGAUAACAAAGAAACGGCUCGUGAUUUUAUAACCCAAAAAUUGGAGAAUUUUUUCAACAAGUACAUUACCUCCCUUAAGUUGCCAGCCAAUGAUAUUAUAGAAUUUAUGAAUUCUUUACAAUAUUUGCCUCUGGAUAAAUUUUUAUUCCUAAGGGUGCACAAUUUCAUAGAUUCUCUAAAGUCUACUUUUGCCAUUAUUACUGAUGCUAUUUUUCUCUACAAGGAAUUUAUAGUAGUUGGCGGAAAACUGAACUCUUCCAAUUUAUUUACCCUCUAUCAGUAUAUAUUUCAAAGUAUUGAAAUAACUCAACGAGAUCCUUUGUCCAAUGCUCCACUAAAUAGCCGCAAUAUUUUUCUUAAAACAAAUGGACAAUUAUUUUCCUAUAAAAUGGUUUUGUUUCCCUCGACAAAUGCUUUGUUGUGCCUGUUCUUUAAGCAAACGGUUGAAUUAACCCCUCAACUUUUGGACGAAUUGAGCUAUGCCAUCAAUUCACAACUAUAUGUAUUGGGCAGAGACAUUGAAGACUAUUUGGCCAAGCAACCCAUUACCGGUAAAACUUCUACAACAAUAGAUUGUACCAAUAAUGCAGAGUACAUGUCACCAAAAUAUCUAUUUCUAAACGAUCAAAGUCUUAAACUAAGCAGUAAUUUAUACGAUGAGGAUCCUCAACAUAAAACUCCCUUACCACAGAAUGUUACCAAUCUAAUAGCCGAUUUAUUUAACUCUUCGGACAACGAAGUUGAAAAGCCUCAAAGGGAUGGUGAUAAAACUAGCUACUCCGAGAUUAUGAUCAAGUCUACUGAUGAUUUUUGGAUUGUCAAGAGACGUUUCAAUUGGCGUCAACGUUUUGUGGUGAUAUUUAGUCAAAAGGCUACUCUACUGGACGUAACAAAAGAAGCUGAACGCAUUUUUGAACAAGAAAUUAAAGAUGGUGUAUUCGCUGACAAAUAAACAAUAUAAUUAAAUAAA